Molecule: messenger RNA, 474 nt
Organism: Colletotrichum paranaense
Lineage: Eukaryota; Fungi; Ascomycota; Sordariomycetes; Glomerellales; Glomerellaceae
Exons: 1
Coding region: 1-474 (157 amino acids)
Source: RefSeq, a predicted model, not a curated record
AUGCAGCGUUGCGGCGUUCAUCAAGCCUGGAUUGCGGCGUGCAGCGUCACGGCGUGCCUAGGAUCAAGUGUACGGCAGACUCCAGAGAAACGGAAAAAAAAAGAGAAAAAAAAAAAGAGAGACCUCACAACAUCAAUCUGCUUGUCCAUUCAGCGCCCGGCACGCUCAGGUUGCUUAUCCACUUUCUUUUCAUGGAACUCAAUCCUGGCCCGCCCAUUCAAACGGUCGUUCGCAAUCUCAGGCCCAUGUGCGACCCAUGACCACGUUGGCCGCCGUCACUGGCCGGGAUCAAAAGCCCAUUCCAGAGGCAAACCGAAUCCUCCUUCGCCCGCCCUGAGUCUCCACACGCACCGAGUCCAGGCCUGCUGUUCCGCUUGCUGCUCCGUAGAUGCUGGAGUUGCCGCUGCUUCGUCUCCGGCCAAGCUGGCCACGGGCACGCGAACCCAAGGCCGACAUGGAAAGAUUUGGCCGUAA